Messenger RNA from Acanthopagrus latus (yellowfin seabream), 1325 nucleotides. It is a transcript of the gene rac2, whose product is annotated as Rac family small GTPase 2. Gene Ontology annotation, molecular function: GTP binding; GTPase activity. The transcript is spliced from 7 exons. The coding region runs from base 111 to 689 and encodes 192 amino acids. Gene Ontology annotation, biological process: small GTPase-mediated signal transduction. The record is from RefSeq and is a predicted model, not a curated record. NCBI's taxonomy places the organism in Eukaryota, Metazoa, Chordata, Actinopteri, Spariformes, Sparidae.
GUGAGGGAGGUGUGUAACAAUUUCCUGUAGUUGCAUUGCUGAGCUGAACCUUCCUCUCUGAGUCUGUUUCUGUCAGAGUGAAGAGCACAGGCGAAGCAGAGCGGAACAGGAUGCAGGCUAUCAAAUGUGUGGUCGUGGGAGAUGGAGCUGUGGGAAAAACAUGUCUUCUCAUCAGCUACACAACCAAUGCCUUCCCCGGGGAGUACAUUCCUACUGUAUUUGACAACUACUCAGCUAAUGUGAUGGUGGACAGCAAGCCAGUCAACCUGGGCCUCUGGGAUACAGCUGGACAGGAAGACUACGACAGGCUCCGCCCACUGUCCUACCCACAGACGGAUGUUUUCCUGAUCUGUUUCUCCCUGGUGAGCCCAGCGUCCUAUGAGAACGUCAGAGCUAAGUGGUACCCUGAGGUUCGUCACCACUGCCCCUCCACACCCAUCAUCCUGGUGGGCACCAAGCUGGAUCUGAGGGACGAGAAAGAAACCAUCGAGAAGCUCAAGGAAAAGAAGCUGGCGCCGAUCACCUACCCCCAGGGCCUGGCUCUGGCUAAGGAGAUUGACGCAGUGAAGUACCUGGAGUGCUCGGCCUUGACCCAGCGUGGUCUGAAGACCGUGUUUGACGAGGCCAUCCGGGCCGUGCUCUGCCCUCAGCCCACCAAGGUCAAGAAGAAGCCGUGCUCACUGCUGUAAAUGAUCCGUGUGGGCUUCAUCGUUUCAGAUUCUCUGCAGGACGAGGACGACGAGAGAGAGCGAUUCCGACUGAUGCCCCCGGGUUAAAAGAAGACGAUUCGAAAGUUCUGUUAUGUUCAAAUGUUUGUGAUGGAAAACUGCAACUGAGAUUUCUACUAGUUUCAAAAAAAAAAUAAUAAUAAUGCUUGUGCAGUUAUUAUAAAAAUGGUAGCAAACUUUUUUUUUUUUUUUCCUGUACAGCAUACUCUGAGACUGAUUAUUCAUGUGCAUUAUAGACCAGGCAUACAUUUCUCUGGAAAAUUAAACAACGUAUAUCACUAAAUGUGGAUGUGACAGACUCCCCCCCAGCUGACACACUAUAGAUUCAUCCUGUUAGCUUAAAUUGUCAGAUCAAGAGCAGCAAAGUUCCAGAUUUCCUGCACACCAGACUCUGUCCUUUUUUGGGGGCUAACAGAUAAUAUUUGUUACCGAGCACAAACAUAGUGUUGCACCAUAUUGUUUUCUUUUGAGAGUUAUAAAACAUGCAGAUAAGGAAUGUUGUAGGAGCAGGGAGCUUAACAAUGUUGUGUUUGAAUAAAAGUUUAUUAACAAAUGUAUUAUUUGUUGUGAUAUUAAAAUAAAAGACAUUUGAUGGAG